Molecule: messenger RNA, 4217 nt
Organism: Armigeres subalbatus
Lineage: Eukaryota; Metazoa; Arthropoda; Insecta; Diptera; Culicidae
Exons: 8
Coding region: 903-3599 (898 amino acids)
Biological process (GO): cellular response to calcium ion; regulation of calcium ion-dependent exocytosis; calcium-ion regulated exocytosis
Cellular component (GO): plasma membrane; exocytic vesicle
Molecular function (GO): SNARE binding; calcium ion binding; phosphatidylserine binding
Source: RefSeq, a predicted model, not a curated record
CAAAACAAAACUAGGAAUGCUUAGGAUGGCCAUAGUCGGUUUUCCGAUAAGAAAAACCAAAUAGGUAUUGAAUGUCGUAUUUUUGCAGGUGCUUCACCCAGAAAUUCGAAUAUUGAUGUCCACGAAUGAACUACAAUUUAUUCGCGACAAGAAGUUUUUCCCCAAAUUCAACAUGAUGGAAAACGCCCAUGUGCGCAGAAUCGGAACCAACGGCACUGGAAUCCGAGCGAGUUGUUGCAUAUCGGCAGGCGACAGUGAAGAAAACUCUGCACACUCCAACUCUUCAGAGGUUUUCCGAACGAUGGCUGUUGUUUUCUCUUGUACAAGAAAAAAGUGUCGAAAAAAUCCUUACAAAACCUUCUAAAAUUGUAGUUGAAAUUUACACUAGUUAUACGACGGAAUAGUUAAUUGGUAAAAAAGCGUUGGUAAACUUACAUAAACUUAAGUGUGAUUGUUAGAUUUGUAAAGUAGAAAAUUGUACCAAAAGUAAAUCGCUACUGUCAAGCAUAACGCAUUAAAAUCACUUUUUCCGUAGUUUUUCUGUGGUUUAGGUGUAAACUGUGUUAUGAAUGUGAUUUCCUUUGAAGCACUAAUUGCUUUCCGGGUACUAAGUGAUUGAAAAUAAGAAUCGAAACUUCCUAAGUCAAACAGAAAUCCAGAAAUCGAUCGGUGGAUUGUUGUUUUUGCACGGGUCGAGCCGAUAAGGGAAAAAAAGCGAGUCAAGGAUGAAACUUUUCAGAAUUGUUAGUAAACGAGGAAUUUCCCAACACCGUUCACGCUGUUGGUAUUGUUGCACCGGACUUGUCACUUUCAAGCAGAGGUGGCUGUAGAUUGCAAUUGGAGGUCACUUUAAUUGCUAGCUUGGUUUGGCCUAGAUUCGACCCGGAAGUAGUUGUACCAUCAUGGAUAUCGUUGUGCUGAUAGCCUGCCUAGCUUUGGUUGGGACAUUGCUCAUUGUGCUUUUGCUACUAUGCCGACUGAUACAACCGUAUGACAUUGCCUGGUUUCUGUCGAAUAGAGAAGAUAAGUUAAAUCUGUCGAAGAUGCGAUUGUACAAUCCCAAUGGAUAUCUGAUGCAUUCCGGCUCAGAGAUCUACCUCGGUUCGACUGGCAGUUUCCAGCGUUUCGAUUCUGUAGACCGAGACUACAAACCCCAGUAUGGGCAAGGAUCCGGGCUAGCGGUCCCUCCAUGGCGAACUUCGUCAACCGAGGAAGCUGAAAUACCUCCUCAACCACUGCGACCAGCUCCUUCACCCAAGGAACCUAAAUUAACUCGCGAGAAGGCCAUCCACAAGCAAACAUCGGAACCAAAGCCGCACACUGGACCAAUAAUCAUAUCCCCAAUACCACGUCCCGUCCCUCGGAAGCAACACUCGGCCCCGAUAUCAUUUCCACUGCCAGUCCUUAGCUCACCUCGAGAAAAACGCUUCCAUAAUGAACCUCAUAUUUGCACUAAUCCUUUCCUAAACGAACCACCCCUAAAAGAGGAGAGCGAUCCACUCGUACCGGCCGCGUUUCCUCCACUUCCGCCACCACCUGCACCAACGGAACAACCUCCGGAGCCUCCAUUCCUUCAACGGCUCAUAAGAUCGGCAAACAACCCCUUCCUAUCCUCUUCAGACUCUCGAAAAACCGAUGAGGAAUGCAUUUUCAACUUUGAACCAGCCACAGUUCAGUCCGUCUACGCCGAGGAAGACCCGCUUCGGCGAGUGGAGAAACGGCUCUCUAAAAUGGAGAAUCUCCGCAAAAUGUCGCGCCUCAUCGAGAGCAAUCAAGUCCUGUUGAAUAUCUAUCAGCAGUUCAACAACACUUUGGAUCGUUCCCACGACAACGAGCCCAGUCCACCCGCUCCCAUUCGUCAGCAACCUCCGCCGGCACGAAUAACCGGUCCCUCUUCCUCUUCAUCGACAUCUCCUCUCAUAUCUCCAAAACUUCUGGAAACCACAUCAAACCCAAUUCCUCCUCGGAUAUCUUCUCCUCCAUCGUGUCCCCCCAUCCUUCCAUCUAGCCGACCGGACCACAGCAAAUACCAGGACUCCCCCCGGACGGACGUGGCCGACAACAUUCGGAUACCCACCGUAUCCAACAGCAUCAAGCACAUCCUUCGAAACAGAUCCUUCUCCGAGACGGAGUUCAGCGAAAGGAAGCUAUUCAAGAGCUUCGCUCUCGCAGCCGGAGAAACGGAUCAGGUUGCGGGCACUAGCGGUACCUCACCUCCACCCCCUACUUUAGUAAAAAAUUCUUCCUACAAAGAUUUAGGCCGAUAUUACGGAACCGCACAGCAGAACCCGUUUGGUGGUGAAUCGGUGCUACAGAAGACCGUAUCGGAGUCGUUCCUCGAGCGCUAUUCGCUGGGGAAAGGAGACUACGAUUUGGAAGCGAUGGCACCGACGGGUGCCACUGGACCGAUGACAAUCGGUACGGGAUCGUUUAAUAUCGCCGGGUCAGCCGAUCGGUUGCGUUCUUCGGUGAUGCCUUCGACGUCUAGUGAAUCCGUUGCGUCGCAAUCGUCCGUGAUCUUUAGCGACCUGGAACCGGCCCAGGCGAUCACCGGGUACCUUUGUGUUGGACUGCAAUAUGAUAAAUCGAGCACGACAAUCGAAGGAAUGGAACUGUUGGUCACAAUACAGGAAGCAAAGCAGCUGAUUUGUCCUCCGGGUAUUGAAAUGGACACGUUUGUAAAGGUUUUCAUCGUACCUGAUGAGAGUAAAGUGCUGCAAACCAAAGUGUGCAAGGAUUCCAACUACCCUAGUUAUCAGGAAACUUUCAGUUUUUGGAUCACCCAUAAAACCAUUAGACGAUCACUUUGGUUCCACGUUUAUCACACAAGUGCGAAGGAACAAACAUUAAUUGGCGAAUGCGAGAUGCAGAUAAACGAGAACAUCAGUCGACCGAUGACGACGUGGCUAAAACUGGUCGACUCGAGUCACAAGAAGAGCCAACUGGGCGAGUUAAUGUUCUCCCUCAGCUAUCUGCCGACGGCCGAACGGCUGACGGUGGUGGUCGUGAAAGCCCGUAACCUUAACCUCAAAAACCGGACCAACCGAACCAGGGGGCAGCAGAGUACGGUCGAUGAUUGCGAUUCGAUGGCCGAUGAUCAACCGAUCGAGGUGGACUCCAGCGAAAGUAUUUUCGUAAAGGUUUACCUGCUGAAGAACGACAAGAAGGUUUCGAAAAAGAAAACUUCGGUCAAACGGGGCGAACGAUCACCGAUCUACAACGAGGCGAUUAUUUUCAGCGUUCCGCCGUACAUGCUGAACUCGAUCCAGAUCCGUUUGUCGGUGGUGCAGAUGACCAACCGCGAUGGCACCAGCACCAACAUCAUCAACAACAAUAGCAACAAUCUCAUCAACCUGUAUGACAAUAGCACCAACAGUAGCAGCUGUAGCAGCCUGAACCGUAAGCCCAGUAUCAAGCUGGUCUCGAUUGGGCACGUGAUCGUGGGCAGCGGAACCACGGGGAAGGGUUUGCGUCACUGGCAUCAGAUGUUGACCACGCUGAGGAAGCCGGUCACGAUGUGGCACGCACUGAAGACAACGUCCGAGCGGAAGCGGAGGAAACUGUCAACGGAGUCGGAACAGGAAGCGGACAGUGGUUAGAUAAUAAUUGGAGCAGGGCUAACGCGUUAUGCGAUCUAAAUAGACGUUACUAUUUACGAUAAUAACGGUAAAACAGUAGCUGUAUCGUAGUUGUAAGGAUAAAGAUACAAUAGCUAAAAUCAGUUAAAGAUUAACAGGAAGUAUUAUGAAUUGAAUAACGUGUUAGUUCAGAGAUAAAGAAGUAAAAUUUCGUAUAUACUGUAUUUUUCAUCGUCGCCAAAGUUAUAUACACAUUAUUGAUGAGGUACUGUUUAAUACAUUCAUAAAUACGAUCAUCAAAAUUGGUUCGAAAUUUUUUAGGGAAAUCGUACUUUACUUCAGCUCUACUAGUAAGUAAGACAAUUUUGCAAGAACAACAUCAACUACAAACAUAAAAACAAUGAUAACUAUAAUUCUAAGUAAAUAUGUUAACGUUUAACUACGGAAGUGGAAUUAUACAAUAUCUACGUCGACUUUUCUACGAAAUGAUAAUUUCGUUCAACAAACUCUUACUAUUUUUCCUAACCAAGACUCAUUCCAUAUGAGCACUCACUGAAGUAUAUACGAACGUCACACUUUUACUAAAAUUUAGUUUUAUAUCUAUUAACAUUGUUUAUAUACUCUAACAUCUUUUUACGG